Larimichthys crocea (large yellow croaker) is the source of this 1697-nucleotide messenger RNA. RefSeq lists its product as uncharacterized. NCBI's taxonomy places the organism in Eukaryota, Metazoa, Chordata, Actinopteri, Sciaenidae. The record is from RefSeq and is a predicted model, not a curated record. Bases 522 to 1535 code for a protein of 337 amino acids. The transcript has 2 exons.
GGUCCUUGUUUAGAUCUUCCACGAUCAGGAAGCUGAUAGUGAUUUUGAGGAGGAUGUGUCAGAGCAGGACAGUGUCUAAUGGUUGCAUUGGUUAUACGUGGUUAUAGUAUAAAAGUUCCUGAAUGUUCUUGCCAUUUUCACUAUCAAUAACAUAUAUUUAAAUCAUGUCAUGUUUUCAUGACUUUGGUAAAGCGGGACAUGACAGAGUGUGAUAUAGGUGUAUUUUCCUCCAAAAAGGAGCGGUGUAGAACCUUACAAAUACACUCUCAUGCCAUCUAAAUCAAAUUAAUUAAUGUCAGAUAGGCUAUUUAUGUAUUCCUUAUGUAGUUGGUAUAGACACUUUUUAUGAGGAUUGGCUAAUGAUUACUCAGACAUUAAAACAAAUCAUCGCCCUACGGUCCAAAGGACCGUUCACUGUGGUUUGAAUCAUAAACCUGCUCAUAAAAAGUAAAGUUUUAUCUUCAGGUAAACAGAGUUAGACCUGGUCUCACACAAACACGGCAGCAGACUAACACAGGACGAUGAAGAUGUCAGGAGGAGUCUUGAGUUGCUGUGUAGCUCUGUUGCUUGCCCUGACCUCUGUGUCAGCUGUACCAAAGCUCAAAUCAAUCAACGAUUUGAAGAAAAUCAACUUUGGCAAAUCUGUGCCCAAGCACAGUCUUAUGCUGCUCCACUGGUUUGCCAACACAGUUGACAUUGACAGUAACAGUGUCAUAUGGCUGACCUUUGACCCAAACCGCAGAGAUUAUGGCUCACAUCACUACGGAAACUUUGAGGAGUUGUUGGACCCACUGCCUUGGGGAUACCGGUACUACACUGUUGGAAAUCUCUAUGAAGUCACGUCUGAGCAACUUCCACUUCAUGUUCGCAAUCCUCCAAGUGAGUAUGUGGGAAGAAACAUGGACAGGAUCAUAUUUAGAGUCCAGGAACAGAACACAGGACAAGAAGCUUUGCAGAGGAUAGACCGAGUGUAUAUCACACAGCAUUAUGCCACGUCGGAACAUCAGGGGACAAGUUAUGAUCCAGAUCAUACCUACCUGAUCACAACUCGCCUCUUAAGACAAAUCAGAGAGUUUUCAGUAAGAGAAGAACAACGGCCACUGUUGUAUCUCAGAAACCGCUAUGGAAGAAACAUUGAUGACUUCCAAUUUAAUGACAUCAGACAAACAUGGAGUAACCUUGCCUGCCUUGGACUGCUGUUGUUUAUUGUGUUACAAGAAAAGUACUCCUCCAACCAACGACACAACAGAAGACCAGAACACAACGACAGAAGACCAGAACACAACGUCAGAAGACCAGAAAAUAACCAAUGGGAUAUCAACAACAGACUAAAAAUCAACAACAGACCGGAAAACAACAACACACGGGAAAUCAACAUCAGACUGGAAGACGACAUUGAACUGGUAAACGACAGAUCAGAAAACACACAGAGUCGUUGUCGUUGUCGAACUUUGACGAUCUGCUGUUUGGUUGUUGGAUUUAUUUUAGUUAUAUUAAUUAUUUUUUUGUGCAUUUAUUUCAUAAAUAAACACUAGACAUAGCCUGAAAAAAGGUUCCCACCUCUGGUCUGUACACGGUGUGAUGUUAUAGCUUUUAAGAACAAUAAGAGCCAUUCAAUCACCACUUCAUUGUAACAGUGAAUCAGGCAGUAUGAAGAAGAAGUGUGCAGCCAGGACAGUGAGUCUAGAUUUUCUUAU